Molecule: messenger RNA, 3152 nt
Organism: Callithrix jacchus (white-tufted-ear marmoset)
Lineage: Eukaryota; Metazoa; Chordata; Mammalia; Primates; Cebidae
Gene: PASD1
Product: PAS domain containing repressor 1
Biological process (GO): negative regulation of DNA-templated transcription; regulation of transcription by RNA polymerase II; circadian regulation of gene expression
Cellular component (GO): CLOCK-BMAL transcription complex
Molecular function (GO): DNA-binding transcription factor activity, RNA polymerase II-specific
Source: RefSeq, a predicted model, not a curated record
CUUCCGCCGGAGCGGUGCCGCGCCCACGGCCCCUCUCUGCCCCGCCUCUUUACGCGCUUUGCACUCUGGGGCUCACUAGGUGCCUGAGGGGACUUCGUCGGGUGAGGAGUCAGUUAGAAGCUGCUCCCUGUUUGCAAAACCUCCGCACUCCCACUGGGCUCCUUGGGUCUCCCUGGAGACCACAGGGAGAAGCUUUAAGGCACCCUACGCUACUUCGACCACCUCUCCAGUAGUGAAGACGGCAGCAAGGGAGUCUUCCUUGUACCACUGAUUAAUGAACAAAGAUGAGUGAGGAAAAGAGAAAAGAUAAAGUCAAUCCAGAAAGCUCUCAAAAGAAAUCAUUUGAUACCUAUGAUGACUCCAACCAAAUGAUGCUUCAGUCAUUAGAUGGCUUUAUGAUUACACUGAGCACAGAUGGAGUGAUCAUUUAUGUGGAUGAAAACAUCUCUCCUCUUCUUGGACAUAUGCCAUCUGCGACUGUGGACAAAAAAUUAUUAAGCCUUCUGCCUGAUGCAGAGAAAAAUAAAGUCUCAGAAAAGAUUAUUCUCAAGUUUCCUUUGUUCAAUUCAGAAACACAUAUUGAAUUUUGCUGUCAUUUAAAAAGAGGAAAUGUUGAACAUGGUGAUGGUCCUGCUUAUGAAUAUGUGAAAUUCAUUUUGAAUGUAAAACAUAUUUGUAAUGAGUCUGCUGUGUUCUUUAGUAGUUUCUGUUCCAGCCGCCGCUAUGCUGCCUUGUCUGCUAAACAUAUUACUUGGGAGGAUCAGUUUUAUCUUAUGGGAAUUGUUUGUGUUCUCAGGACUCAGCUCCUGAAGAGACUUUACACUCGAAGCAAAGUCACUGACAAAUUUAUACUUACGCAAGAAUCAGAUGAGGAAUCUUUUGUGAAAGAUCUCAGUGGAUCUCAAGAUGAAGGAGGACAUACUAGCAUGGAAGUUGUUUGUGCUGAACCUGCUGCUGCUGCUGCUGCUGCUGCUACCUUAGAUAUUACACAGGUUGAGCAGCAUGGACCACAAGACGGAAAUGGAAAUAUUGAAGAUUCCAUACUUCAAAAUGGAAAUAUUGAAGAUUCUGAUUCAACUUAUUGCUCCAGCACAGAUUUCAUGGAUAAUAUUCCUGAAUCUUCAGGUUUUCAAUUUGAGCCUGAGGUGAAUCCAUUGUACAUGGCAGAGCCAGUGGACCUGGAGUUCUCAGUGGACCAGGAGGACUCAGUGGACCAGAGGGGCCCAAUGGACCAGCAGGACCCAGAGAAUCCAGUGGAUCUGUUGGGUGAGACAGGCCUGAUGGAUUCCGUGGACACAGAAAACUCAGAGGACCUGGAGACUGCUGGCACCAGUGCUCAGCCAUUGCAGCCAUUAUCACCAGUUGUACACAGCAUCAUCAGCCAGGAAAUGGAUGUGAUAAAGAAGUUGAAGGAGCAACUUGAAAAGAGGUCUCAGAUGCUGCAUGAUACCAUCCAAGACCAGCAGGAUGCACUGGCAGUGAUCAUCGAUCAGUUUCAGAGAAGUCAGGCUGCUAGGUUUCAGAAGCAGCCAAACACAUCACACCACGUUGUUAGUCCUGAUAGCCAACCUUCGGAGGCAGAGCCCAUGAAACAGCAGAAACAACACACUGGGCAAGCAGAGCGGUCUCUCCCACAUCCCAAGGAGGUCAAGCGAGUCUGUGAUUUAUCUUCAUGCAACUCUUUCAAAAACACCAGGAAGCUUCAGGAACCUUGCGCUGCCGUCACCCAGCAGCAACUGGCACAGCAAGAACAACGUCUGAAGGAGCAGCAGCAGCAGCUACGAAAGCAGCUGCAGCAGCUGAGGGAGCAAAAGAAAGUGCAGAAGCAAAAGAAGAUGCAGGAGAAGAAGAAGUUUCAGGAGCAUAAGAGGCAGGAGAAGAAGAAGCUGCAGGAGCAGAGGCAGGAGAGGAAGAAUAAGCUGCAGGGGCAGAAGAAGUUGGAGAUGCUGCAGAAAGGGACAAAGGAGGAAGAGCAGCAGCAGCAGCAGCAGCUCCAAGAGCAGCCACAGAAGCGUAAUGUCAUCGUGGGGAAUCAUAUGCUGCAGAUAUGCCUGCAAAACCCAAGCUGCGUAACUGGGCCCCUCGGCAAUAACCCUGUUAGAUUUUUGCAGACCCAACCCAUUGUUGUUCCUAUCCAGAUAGUAGCUGAACAACAGCUCUCUGGCCAUCAAGAAGAUGAGAGUCAAAGUUCUCAUCCUAAGGAGUGUCUGGAGCUCACCACGAGCCAGGUGCCAUUGGUAGAUACCCCAAACCCUGAGGCAAUUUCUUCUUCCACCACUACUUCCAAAAGUUCAGACUCAACCAUAAGUACCCAGGAGGUCCCAGAGGAUUGCAUCCAUAUUUGGGAACAGCUGCCUGGUCCAUGCAAUCAAGGACCUGCAAUGAGCGGGGCACCACCCACUGCCAACCCAUCUACCGACAGGUGCAACACUCUGACUGACAUAGGAGCCGAGGGACCUCCUGGUCAACAGGCUUUCCAAGGCCCUGCUGCAUACCAGCCAGACCAGAUGAGAAACUUGACACCUGAGGAGCAGCGUGACUCAAAUAAGCAGCGCUAGCAGUACAUUCAUGACCAAUGAUGAGGGGAAAUGGGGGGGGGGUGCGGCCAAGCCAAUGAGCAUGACCAGGGGACCUUCAAGGUGCAUAAAAUCCCUUGGAGUAGGGGUUGGGGUUAGAGAAAUAAUUGUUUCCUAAUACAUUAUGUUUGUAAUCGUUUAUUAAGCACAGCCUGUUUCUUGGAAGUUAUGCUGCAGAGGCAGCCUGAGAUCCGUAGUAUGCUAGGGUGUGACAGCAAGCAGCCACAGCUGGAUCUGGUGUCCCAUCUGCCCUUUGUCCUGCUUUGCAUAUCCACGUUCCACCACAGGAAGGAGGUCUGCUGAGAGUUUGUUCAAAUUUUUCAACACAAAGAAAAAAGAAAAAAAUGCCAGAGUCCUUUUCAAUCUAGUAAAUGUAGAGGCUGUUUUGUCUUAGUCACAAACAUUCUGAAGCAUUGACCCUGAUGAUCAAGCCCUGCCUCCCCUCCAUAGUCUUGCUGGAGAAGGCCAGACAGAAUGGGACUCCAACUAAGGGAACCUGAAAUCAGCUCAAUGGGGGCACUUAAGAGCUUGAAUAACUAUGACUUCCUUGCUUAAUAAACGUUUACAUUCAUUGGA